GCGGUUAACGAGACAUCAACACAAUUCACAUCGGUUGUCCCCAGUUCUCCUACCACUCCUGAGGGUGACACCACACCAGCGGUUAACGAGACAUCAACACAAUUCACAUCGGUUGUCCCCAGUUCUCCUACCACUCCUACGGUUGAAACCACACCAGCGGUUAACGAGACAUCAACACAAUUCACAUCGGUUGUCCCCAGUUCUCCUACCACUCCUGAGGGUGACACCAGUUCUUCUGUUUCCGGAAGCCCGCCUUCUUCUCCUCCGACUCCAGAACCAGACACUACAACAUCGAGUACAGAAUCUGCCUCCACAACUUCCAGUCCUCCUGGUCCUACUAGUCCGCCCACUUCUUCUCCUACCGAGUCUCCGUCCAGUGGUCUUUCAGGCGGAGCAAUCGCUGGAAUUGUCAUUGGUGUUAUCCUAUUCCUCCUCCUGAUCAUUGGUCUUGUUUUCCUUAUCAAAGCUUUAAAGGUUCCAAGUAUUCAAUUUGAUUCCGAUGACGAUGACGUUGUUUCAUUCUUUUAG
Messenger RNA from Hydatigera taeniaeformis, 528 nucleotides. The record is from the annotation of a GenBank genome assembly. NCBI's taxonomy places the organism in Eukaryota, Metazoa, Platyhelminthes, Cestoda, Cyclophyllidea, Taeniidae.